ACAUGACAUCAGGAAGCAACAUGACAUCAGGAAUGAACAUGACAACAGGAAGCAACAUGACAUCAGGAAGCAACAUGACAUCAGGAAGCAACAUGACAUCAGGAAGCAACAUGACGUCAGGAAGCAACAUGACAUCAGGAAUGAACAUGACAUCAGGAAUGAACAUGACAUCAGGAAGCAACAUGACAUCAGGAAGCAACAUGACAUCAGGAAUGAACAUGACAACAGGAAGCAACAUGACAUCAGGAAGCAACAUGACAUCAGGAAGCAACAUGACAUCAGGAAGCAACAUGACAACAGGAAGCAACAUGACAUCAGGAAUGAACAUGACAUCAGGAAGCAACAUGACAUCAGGAAGCAACAUGACGUCAGGAAGCAACAUGACAUCAGGAAGCAACAUGACAUCAGGAAUGAACAUGACAUCAGGAAGCAACAUGACGUCAGGAAGCAACAUGACAUCAGGAAUGAACAUGACAUCAGGAAUGAACAUGACAUCAGGAAGCAACAUGACGUCAGGAAGCAACAUGACAUCAGGAAUGAACAUGACAUCAGGAAGCAACAUGACAUCAGGAAGCAACAUGACAUCAGGAAGCAACAUGACAUCAGGAAUGAACAUGACAUCAGGAAGCAACAUGACAUCAGGAAGCAACAUGACGUCAGGAAGCAACAUGACAUCAGGAAUGAACAUGACAUCAGGAAUGAACAUGACAUCAGGAAGCAACAUGACAUCAGGAAGCAACAUGACAUCAGGAAGCAACAUGACAUCAGGAAGCAACAUGACGUCAGGAAGCAACAUGACAUCAGGAAGCAACAUGACAUCAGGGAACAUGACCUCUGGAGGUACCACCAUGGCCCCAACAACAGCACCAUUUACAGUCAACACCACAGUUGCAAAUCUUACAAUUUCUCUAUCAAGGACUGGUUGUCGAUCCAGUCGACUCUGUGUGGCUGAACCCAGCAACUGCGACCCCUCCACUGCAGGAUCAUGUUUCUUUGUUUCUACAAUGCAGCAGAGUGGUCGAGACUUCCAACUUCGGCUUUCAGGAGAGUCAGAAGGCUACAUUGCUGUCAUCUUUUCAGAUGACACUACGCUGGGAGGAAACGAUACAACCUACAUCUGUGCUAACAACAACAGUGCUGUUCAGUUCAUUGGUGCUUUGUUCAACAAUGGCACACUGACUGAGACAAUGCUGGAUGUGAGCAAUGUGAGUGGAAGAGUCAGUGGAGGAACAAUCGAGUGCAUCUUUACGGUCAGAGUACCAUCAUCCAAUGUGAACAGAAUGACACCAACAACAAGCUCCUCACUGAGUGUCGCCACAGGAACUUUCGAUCCUGUUUCUGGGGCUUUGGGAAUCCCGACACCCAGAGUCACAUCCAAUGUUGUAAACCUCGCUGAUUCCAAUGCAACUGUGACCAACCUGGCGGCCAACUCUACCAGCGGCAACACCACGACCAACACCACUACCACCGCCCCCAACACCAACCCCCCCGUCACCACCGCCGCCUCCAACACCAACCUCCCCACCACCACCAACACUACCACCAAUACCACCAACACUACCACCACCAUGGCCCCAUUUACAGUCAACACCACAGUGGCAAAUCUAACAACGUCUCCCUCAAGGGCUGGUUGUGGAUCCAGUCGGCUCUGUUUGGCUGAACCCAGCGACUGCGACCCCUCCACUGCAGGAUCGUGUUUCUUUGUUUCCGCAAUGCAGCAGAGUGGUCGAGACUUCCAAUUUGAGCUUUCAGCACAAUCAGAUGGCUACGCCGGUUGCGUGCUGUCAGGUGACACCACGCUGGGAGGAAACGACACGUCCUACAUCUGUGCUAACAACAACGGCACUGUGCAGUUCAUUGGUGCUUUGUUAGACAAUGGCACACUGACUGAGACAAUGCUUAAUGUGAACAAUGUGAGUGGAAGAGUCAACGGAGAAACCAUCCAGUGCACCUUUACGGCUCGAAUUCCUGAGUUUAUUAUGGACAGAGUGCCUACUUUGUUCAGAAUGACACGAACAACAAGCUCCUCAGUGAGCGUCAUUACUGGACCUUUCAAUGCCUCUAAUGGGACUUUGGGAACUCCGACGGCCAGAGUCACAACCAAUAUUGUAAACCUCACUAAUCCCAAUGCAACUGUGACCAACAUGGCUACAAACUCCACCAAUACCACCACCACCACCGCCGCCCCAGCAACCACUGCUCAUGGAGUUACUGUCCACUAUUCACUCAUGCAGUCUCUGCUCAUCACUUUGAUCGUUGUGGGUUUGGCCACGCUUUGAGGAGAAUGACAGCCGUCAUGCAUCAUGGAAAAAUAAUGACCUUCCUUUUUCUACAAAUGUUCAACUGAUUAUAAACUCCUUCAAACUCUAAAGGAUGUUGGCUACUUCCAGAUUUUUAGAUUCUGAGAUCCUGUGGAAAGACCAACCUUUAACAGGUUUCUGGCUGCUUUCACCAUUCAUUGCCUGAAAUGAUCACAUAGACAGACUAAGAUGCCAUCAUAACUUCUGUUGCUGAAUUUUAACAGCUUUUACAUGCCAACACAAGUUUUCUUUAAUCUGUCAUACUAAUUUACAAUGUUUUUGUCACUUCCUCAAGACAAGCAGACAAGCAGUUUUCCGCAUUCUUGAUGUUCCUUGCAGUGAUGUCUAGAAAAGUCAGACAUGCAUUCCACACUUUAAACAUCAUAAUCUUACAUGGUGUAGUGUGUUGUGUAUUUAGUUUUUAUGGAUAAUUUUAUUUGUGUGUCUACAAUGAAGCCAUCAUCGGCCGAUGUUCUUUAAGUGUGUAAUUAUGAAUGAUUAAAUGCAGAUGGAGAGGAGCACUAAAAGAUCCUUUCACAUGAAAGCAAAUAUUAGUAAAGUUCAUUUGUACGCACCAUUCUGUCACAAUGAAGAUGUUAUUUCAUAUUUCUUUCAAUAAAGUUAUUUAAA
Salarias fasciatus (jewelled blenny) is the source of this 2930-nucleotide messenger RNA. RefSeq names its product putative GPI-anchored protein pfl2. NCBI's taxonomy places the organism in Eukaryota, Metazoa, Chordata, Actinopteri, Blenniiformes, Blenniidae. Gene Ontology annotation, biological process: regulation of glutamate receptor signaling pathway; regulation of postsynaptic membrane neurotransmitter receptor levels. The record is from RefSeq and is a predicted model, not a curated record. The transcript is spliced from 10 exons. The coding region runs from base 3 to 2279 and encodes 758 amino acids.